This is a messenger RNA of Cladophialophora psammophila CBS 110553, 1788 nucleotides long. RefSeq lists its product as uncharacterized. The transcript has a single exon. The coding region runs from base 1 to 1788 and encodes 595 amino acids. The record is from RefSeq and is a predicted model, not a curated record. NCBI's taxonomy places the organism in Eukaryota, Fungi, Ascomycota, Eurotiomycetes, Chaetothyriales, Herpotrichiellaceae.
AUGCCACCCAAAGCAAAACGAUCAAAAUCUCCCGACUCCCAGUUUCUGUUCGUCAAUGAAGAUGCCUCGACCGUUACCCGGACCACCAAAGAUGCUGAAUUGGACAGAACAAAGCAGAGUCAUGUACAGCGUCAAAAUUUUGCUCGAAAACGUCGUUUGCGCGAACAGUCAGAAUCUGCCCCGCUGCAGACCAGCAGCCAGAGUUCCGUGUCUCCCAGUCCUGUAGCAGUGGCUGGUCCAUCGACCUCUACAUCUCAGAAAGGCCACUUUCAGGGCGCAAGUUACUUCGACAUCAUACAGAACAUCGACCUUGAAGACCCGCUGUUCCAAUCAACAAGCCCUCCGUCCAUUUCACAGAGUUCCCUUGACCCUCAACUCUCGGCAUUGUUCUCCGACCCUUUCGCUUCUACGCCUGCGUCGCCUCCUAUACCUUCACAGCAAGCCAAUGUUUUUGGUGCCGCUCACCCUUACCGUCCGGGGCAUUACUUUGAUACGUCCUCUCCGAGCUAUAGUCUACCUCCUGCAAGAAGCACGGCCAGUGUGAUCAGUUCAUCAAUAUCGCUGGGCGGAAUUUCCAGCCCGCCGACCAACAUCCACCGCGCCUUGGAACAAUGGGCACCGCCUCUAAUCAAGCAUCACAACACGAUUAUACUACCAGAAAAGUUCUGGAAAGACACCCAAAAGGUACCUAUGGGCCAAUUCCGUCAUGCCGCCUUGAUCCAUGCAGACAUGCAGGCUUGCAUGACAGAACCGGCGCACAUGUAUGCAUUUCUUGCCUCUGCGGCAGCUCAGAUGAUUGCUCGAGAAGGUAGACUGUUGUUACCGAACGUCUCAGAGGAAGAUACUCAUCGAGUUCCUAUGUUCUUCAAGACCAAAGCCGUGCAGGCCCUUCAGGCUAAACUUGCCAAUGGACAAUUGGAUCAUCAUACGGCUGUGGACCUUCAUCGGCUCUACGCUGCAGGAAUAUAUUCUGACGAUUACGAGGCGGCCGAACCACAUUUCCAAGCUUUGCUCUCCAUGGUCGAUGCUCUGGGGGGGCUGAGUACCUUCGACGACUAUCAACUGGAGAAGCUGUUCAUGUUGGAUUGUAUCGCAGCGCUGAAGCGGCUGGGGGUCCCCCGUCUUGUUGUGACUUUAGAUCCUGGGCCUCUACCUGAGGAGAUACUGUUAAGCAUCGAAUCUCAAAGCCGACAUCAUUUUCAACCGGGAUCACUGUUAGAGAUCUUGGUGGAUACUUUCAAUCAAAGUCAAAUAUUGACUGAGAGCUUCACGGAUCUUAUUCAAGUGCUGAGAAUGUCAGCCUUCUUAGCUACCUCCCCUCGCUACGUGCAUGAGUAUUACAAGUGGUUCAGUUGGCGGAGUCUGAUCAUUUUACACAGACUUCUAUCUAUGCCUCUACAUUAUGAGAUGGACGACAAGACUGACAGCGUUAGGAUUGUCACUGCCUUUUGGACUGCGCUUCUGCGCUCGCCACCCCUGGGCCGACGAGCAGCGUCAACUUCUGCCACAUCUCUACGGGGGAAGCUCGAAAACACAGACCUCAGGCUCUUGUGGCAGCCCCGCACCGACUGUCUACUCUGGAUGGCCGUUUUCGGAGGCGUCUGUUGUGCCAAAAGAGAGGACCUGGAGUGGUUCGUGCAUCUCGCGAGGACUGCGGCAACUGAAAUAGGUGUUGGAAACGUGAGGGAACUGGAAGACUUGUUGAUGGGGCUUCUCUAUGAUCCUCAUUCGCAACGGGAGCUGGUGGUCCAGUUCGCUGGUCGGAUUUGGCCAAGAAGAGAUCAAUAA